AGAAGAAGCAGAAGAAGAAGAAAAAGACCCUACAAGCAUCACCAUUAACGAAGAAAUAGGGCGACGUAGCGUUUUGUUAAAAAAAAAAGUGUCAAAAUGUUGAGAGAUUUGGUAAGGGAGCGACUAAUUGCGGCGGCUGAUGAAAUCUUUGGACUGUUUGAAAGAACGAUAUCGUCGUACGAGGAGCAACUUUGUCGGGCGAAAGAAGAGACCGAGCGCCACCGACGGCAGCUAGCAGCUUUUUCCAAGGCACAUACGGUGUUGCGCUUACAAGAUGUCCAGCUGCUCACCGGUCAUCAAGUCCAACAACUUUCCACUCAGCUGCACUUGGGCACCACGAGUUUGGAGCAUCCACAGACGCCCCACAUUAAAGUUGAAGUGGAGGAGGAGGAUCUCAGCACUGUUGCCAGGAAGAGCAAAGAACAACCGCACGAGUCACCACAUAUGAUUUCUGAGACCAGUGGACACCACAGUGGGGCACGGCAAGAAGAACACAUCUUUGCUCCGUUGUCAGACAGCGGCGACAUUGAAGAACUUUUGAGGAGCGGUACAGACUCUGAAGACGACUUUGUGGCGGCCUCCAGUUUUGAACAUUCUCAGCGGCCCCACGUUAAGCAGGAACAGGAGGCUGGCGUCAGCGAGUUGCUGUUGACCGAUGCCCUCGUGAAGAAAGAAGACGACGACACAUCGCCCGACUGGUCGCCGCCCGAUCAUCACAGUCCAGGGCCGCGCAUGCGGCCCCACGUGAGCACCCACAGCGGAGAGAAUUCCUUCCACUGCUCGCUUUGCGGUCACAGAUUCUCUCGAAAAAUUCACCUGGCGUCGCACAUGAAGACGCACAGGCGAGUUAAACCGUUUAGCUGCUUGAUUUGUGGUGAAGGAUUCAGUUCAAAUGUUGCUUUGAUUUCACACACGGUAACGCACAAUGUUGACAAAUAUUUCAUGUGCUACACUUGUGGUAAAAACUUCUCCUGCAAGAGAAACUUAAAUGAGCACAUGCAGACACAUACAGAAAACUCUUUUAAAUGUUCAGUUUGUGAUAAGAGAUUCACUCAGAAGGUAAACCUGGAGUGGCACAUGAAAACACACCCGGAAGAAAACGUUUUCACAUGCUCGUUUUGCGGCAAAACCUUCUCUCAAGAGUCCGCCUUGGUGGCACACGUGCAAAUUCACAAGGGAGAAAAACCCUUUGCUUGUUUGGUGUGCGGGAGGAGGUUCUGUCUCCAGACAAACAUGGUGUCACACAUGAAAACACACAUGGGGGGGAAAGCCUUUUAAUUAGAUCUGAAUUCAAAAUCUAGUUUAUUUGUAGCCCCGUUGCGCUGCGUUUGUCGCUGUAUAAGUAUCUGACCAACAGCGGUUGUGGAGCUUGUGCACCUUCGUCGCCAGAGUCACAUGACUGGGCAUAUUGACGGUCUAGCAAAGUAUUCUUCAAUGCUAAGUCGGUUGGAGACGGCACGAAAAUGUCUUAUAGCACGACGCCCAGAGUUUUGUCCAAUAAAGUUAAACAUUUAGGAGGUGAUAAUAAACGAAGGUACUUGGAAAAAUAACAGACACUUGGCAUAGAGGACCCAUACUUAAUGCCGAAAUUGAAAUUUUCGCCAAUUAGAAAUCGGACUGUUAACCCGCUUCCGCUUGUCUUGGUCUCUGGAUCUACACAUGUAUCUGGAAGAGUUUGAAAGCCUAGAAAGGUCUGGACGCAUACAAAUACUUCGUUGCGGGAUCUGUUCUCAAGAAUAAAUCCAACAUAGUGAUGGAGACACUCAGAUUUUUUCCAUACAAAUACCAAUAUUUAAAUAAAUGACCCCUGGUUUUACACAAACUCGCAGUCAUCAACUAUGGUUGGGAAAAAAAAAUUGGGACAGGGAGUUGUCUCCUCCGUAGACGUAAGCCUAUUGCUGCCACACCUUAAACUUUGGUCAACUUCUAUGUGACGGGCUUUCUUUUUUUUUUUUUUUUAAUAUACAUUGUUCUCAAAUGACUCCAAUGCGUAUUUAAAAAAAGAAAAUAAACCGCUGGGAUGGGCUUCAGCACCCGGACACGGAAGUGUGUUGCAGCCACACAUUGCGCUUAGGUAAACCUCUGUGUAACCGAUGGUCUUUUUUUAAAUACGCAUGGGACUCAUUUGAGAACAAUGUAUUUUAAAAAAAAAAAAAAAAGUCUGUCAAGAGUUGUUUACCGAAGUUUUAACGUGUGGCCGCAACACGCUUCCGUGUACGUUGGAGACGACUCCGAGUCUUUUUUUUUUUUUUUCUAAACCCAUUGUUCUCAAAUGAGUCAACUUGGCGUUAUAAAUACUUCUUGGUAAUUUGAGAUUGAAAAGAAUAAUUCGUACCUGAAAUGAAGUCAUCGCUACACGGUCGUGUGUAUUUGGUUGGGCACCAUCCAUCACGUUUAAUUGCCGAAAUCCAUUGAUCUUUUCUCGUCUUUUCAGCUCGUAUUCCAGAAAAGGAUAUCUUUGAAUAUCUGCUUCGUCUGUUGUAACAACCAACAGCACAAGAAGUUCCGGCAUUGUAAAUAUUCUGCUCCGGUUCAAUGUGCCCCACACUGUCUAGCAGUUCUUUUUGACCGGCAAUAUGACGCCAUGAAAAUAAUGACGUCACGUGCACGAGCUCUAUUGUGGGACACACAACACAUAAUGUCUAGAUCAUACUUAUUCAUCCAUCCAUUUUCCAAGCCACUUAUCCUCACAAGGGUCGCAGGAGUGCUGGAGCCGAUUUUAGCUAACUUUGGGCAAAAAGCGGACAAUACCCCGAACUGGUCCCCAGUCAGUCGCAGGGCACAUAUCGACACCAUCGCUGAGCGGGAAUCGAUCCCACAGCUGCUUGCACCAAAGUCAGGCAAAUGGUUUCCUUAGCUUUCUAAAACUGUUAUGGUGGUUCUUGCCACACUCCCAAACUUAAUUAUUAAAUUACAGAAAUCGAUGUACUUUUACACCAGUUAUUGUCUUCCCCUUUCUGACUGGUGACAAGUCCAGACUGGAGUAUGUCUUUUGGCCCAAGUGGGCCUGGGCUUCAACUCACUGUGACUCAGGACAGUCAAAUGUCUUGUUUGUGCCUCCCGUAUUUUAAAAUAAAGGCAAUUUGGA
Syngnathoides biaculeatus (alligator pipefish) is the source of this 3088-nucleotide messenger RNA. Its product is annotated as gastrula zinc finger protein xFG20-1-like. NCBI's taxonomy places the organism in Eukaryota, Metazoa, Chordata, Actinopteri, Syngnathiformes, Syngnathidae. Bases 97 to 1278 code for a protein of 393 amino acids. Gene Ontology annotation, molecular function: RNA polymerase II cis-regulatory region sequence-specific DNA binding; DNA-binding transcription factor activity. The transcript is spliced from 3 exons. Gene Ontology annotation, biological process: regulation of transcription by RNA polymerase II. The record is from RefSeq and is a predicted model, not a curated record.